CACAAACAAUUUUUAUAUUGCGUUGCCUCUCGCAUUCUUAGAAAAUGAAAAAUGAAAAUUUCAGUGUGAUAAUGCCAAGAGGGUAGACGCGAAUUAUAAAACUUUGAAUCAUGUGAAUGAUCACAAAAAAGGAAAAAACGCACACGAACGACCGAUCACAGUCGGACAUUGAUGUUCCUGUCCAGCUCUGAUUUGAGUAUAUGCAUCAACAAUACCUCAGCAAUGUGACAACACAGCUAACCACACAUUGUGUGAAGGGAUUGGUAAGAUUGUAAGAAGUACACAAAUGAAGCGCUACCAAUUCAAUCAGGAACCAUACAGAUUAUUCAAAUUUGAUGACAUCGACAUUCGAAACACAAUUGAAAGCAUUGAGUGAAGGCGAUCCAGUUCGAAAAUCCAAAAUGAAUGAGCUGUUUGUUGCGGUGAAAGAACGUUGUUUACCAUCAUUUGGCGAUUAUCUCACAAUGACUCAAUACAUCGAGAAAAAGUGGUUUGAAUCACUUUAUUUUUUCAUCCAAAUACAACGUGAAAUUAGUGAAUUCAAGGAACAUCGACAGCUGGUGCAUGCAUGGCUGCGACACAAGAAAAAACCAUUGUUGUUCGAAAAACCAACGCAACCACUGCCGCCAAAGAUUGGCAAUAUCACCGUUUUACCGCUAUGUGAUAAUAAACUCAAACACAUCAAAUUCGAUCAAACGGAUUUGUUAGCACUAUUGGCUCGAUGGAAACUGAUUCCAGAAGAAUUCGGUGGCAAAGAUGGAGGAAGUUCUAUAUAUAGCAAUAAUUAUUUUGAAGGAAACCCAUACGACGCUUGGAAUAUUUUAUUCGACAUGAAGAAAAUAAAUGAACUCAAAAGACCAAACCAGCAAUUUCACCGUAUGAUUGUGUGCGAUAGCGUUUCGGCUUCGGUACUAUUCAAAACACCAAAACGUGAGAAGACCGAAUUCAAUCGCGAACGAAUCAAACAAAAACUUGAAGACGGUGAUUACACGUAUAUCAUCCCGGCGUGAACACAUACUAUGCUGGAUUUCGUCGGAACAUUGAAACUUGUGUCGAAGUGAAUUGAUUAAAUAAUUUAUUUUAUAUUAAAGUUUCAUAUUUUUCCAGAUUAAAUGUAUUGAUUGUUUUUAUUUUGGUUUCAUUAAAGGAAAACAUCAAAAUAUCACCGAAGCAACAUCCCGACACAGUUUUGCUCUUUUCUUAAGAACAGUACAAUGGUAUUACGGAUGGAAGGAGCCCGUGUCUGAAACUACACACAAAUCCGGGCCGAAAUUCGACCAUGAAUUUGUGCCUGGUAUUACAAAUUUUUCCUUGGGAACUUUUUUUAUCUAGAGAUAGCUUGCUCAGACAAGUUCUAUAUAAGCACUAGCAUGUGCAAUACUAGUUUCUUCCGAUACUUCUAUAUUUUUUAUACAUAUGGGACAUUAUACAUAUCUCUUGAAAAAGGGUCUCUUAGCAAUUGUAUGACACUUUAGUAAGAAAGUAGUUCCAACUAUUUACCAAUAGAUGGCGACACAUAAAAUAGCAACUUCGAAACAAAUACGCAUUUCCUAUACUUAUCGUAAAAAAUGUAAUAAAAAAUCGCGUGCCGAGAAAAAUAGUAACAAUAAUUAUUAUACACUGGGUAUAAUACACAAAUAUUAAUUUUUUCUCAGCACGCGAUUUUUUAUUACAUUUUUUACGAUAAGUACAGUAGAUUGCCAAAU
Messenger RNA from Contarinia nasturtii (swede midge), 1706 nucleotides. RefSeq lists its product as uncharacterized. The transcript has 2 exons. The record is from RefSeq and is a predicted model, not a curated record. Bases 336 to 1010 code for a protein of 224 amino acids. Lineage: Eukaryota; Metazoa; Arthropoda; Insecta; Diptera; Cecidomyiidae.